Molecule: messenger RNA, 159 nt
Organism: Phytophthora sojae
Lineage: Eukaryota; Oomycota; Peronosporomycetes; Peronosporales; Peronosporaceae
Exons: 1
Coding region: 1-159 (52 amino acids)
Source: RefSeq, a predicted model, not a curated record
AUGUUGCCCAUUCUGCCGUUGGCCUUCUUGGGCUUCUACAUCAAGCCUGGCAAGAACAAGAAAGGCGUACGCGGCAGCGAUUUCUUCGUAGGCGAGCACGAGUUGAUGAAGUAUCUGGAUCGGCUGGACCUCGGUAAGCUCGGAUAUUUUAACUGGUGA